Messenger RNA from Mangifera indica (mango), 588 nucleotides. Its product is annotated as pectinesterase inhibitor-like. The transcript has a single exon. The record is from RefSeq and is a predicted model, not a curated record. Gene Ontology annotation, molecular function: pectinesterase inhibitor activity. Lineage: Eukaryota; Viridiplantae; Streptophyta; Magnoliopsida; Sapindales; Anacardiaceae. The coding region runs from base 1 to 588 and encodes 195 amino acids. Gene Ontology annotation, biological process: negative regulation of catalytic activity.
AUGGCAUCUAAUUCUUUUUCUUCUCCUUCUAGUAAUUAUCAAAUCAUUCUUCCUUUAUUAAUUCUCUUUCUCUCAAACCCUAAGGCCUCAAGUGACAAAACGACCCAAGAUUUGAUUAAUUACAUUUGUUAUCAAAUGGAGGAAUUCGGAUUUUGCUCCAAAACAUUCAAUGAAAAUUUACCAUCCCCAUCAACAAAUAUUGUUGGCCUCACCAAAAUCACAAUUGAUCAAGCACUCAAAAAUGCGACCAACACAUAUAAGUUUAUUGAAAAUCUCCUCAAGAACACAACAAAUCCAGCAGUGAAGAAUGCUCUUAUAGUUUGUGAAAAGGGGUAUAAAAUUGUGAAGCAUUCUUUUCAAAAGGCUUCAAGAGAGUUUGAAGGUCAAGAUUAUGAAAAUACGGAAAAAUCUGAACAAGGGACGCCAAGAGCUCAAGGGAGUUGUGAAACUAGCUUUGAAAUUCCUCCAUAUCCAAGUAAUCCUCUUGUUGAAAGGAAUAGGCAAACUAGGAUUUUGAUAGCUAUGGCUUUGGUCACUGCAGAUCUUCUCGAGUUUAAUUGGAACUCUUAUGUUUGUAUGUCGAUAUAA